Ailuropoda melanoleuca (giant panda) is the source of this 2655-nucleotide messenger RNA. RefSeq names its product hyaluronan and proteoglycan link protein 2 (gene HAPLN2). Bases 409 to 1440 code for a protein of 343 amino acids. Gene Ontology annotation, molecular function: hyaluronic acid binding. The transcript has 9 exons. Lineage: Eukaryota; Metazoa; Chordata; Mammalia; Carnivora; Ursidae. Gene Ontology annotation, cellular component: perineuronal net; synapse. The record is from RefSeq and is a predicted model, not a curated record. Gene Ontology annotation, biological process: glial cell differentiation; skeletal system development; cell adhesion.
UGCUUCCGAUGGGGUGGUGCCAGAGAAGGAAAGGACAGACAGACGGACAGACAGGGGGCUGGACAGAAGGGGUCCGGUUUCUUGAAGCCGCUGGAGGUCCUGGAAGCUGGUUCCCUCAUUGAGAGCCUCUUCCCACAGGCAAUGCGCACCCAGGCUCCGGAGGACAGAGCGGCCCAACGUCUUCAUACCCACCAGUCCAUCUGCUCCUUCUCUGGGCCAUGAGCAUCUAGAAGAAACGAGGCACCCCACCCUCCACAUUCCUCUCCUCCACAUUCCUCCGGGGCCCAGGCAACUCUGUCACCGGAACCUCUUCCUGGAGCAGGACAGAAAGCAGCCAGUCCCUGUGGCUCCCAUCUCUGUGAAGAGACCGGCUUCUAACAACAGACGGCGCUGGGUUGACUGGCCAUCAUGCCAGGCCCGCUCAGUCUCCCAGCGCUCUGCCACUUCCUUCUCCCUUGGGCCUUUGCCACCUUCCACAAAGCCCUCGGGGACCCAGCAACCCACCCCGGCCCCCACUACCUCCUGCCUCCCAUCCACGAGGUCAUUCACUCUCGUCGUGGGGCCACCGCCACGCUGCCCUGCGUCCUGGGCGCCCCGCCUCCCAGCUACAAGGUUCGCUGGAGCAAAGUGGAGCCCGGGGAGCUCCGGGAGACGCUGAUCCUCAUUACCAACGGCCUGCAAGCCCGGGGCUACGGGCCCCUGGGGGGGCGCGCCAGGAUGCGGAGGGGGCAUCGGCUGGAUGCGUCCCUGGUCAUCGAGGGCGUGCGCCUGGAGGACGAGGGCAGGUACCGCUGUGAGCUCAUCAACGGCAUCGAGGACGAGAGCGUGGCGCUGACCCUGCGCCUGGAGGGUGUGGUGUUUCCGUACCAGCCCAGCCGGGGCCGGUACCAGUUCAAUUACUACGAGGCGAAACAAGCGUGCGAGGAGCAGGACGGGCGUCUGGCCACUUACGCCCAGCUGUACCAGGCGUGGACCGAGGGCCUGGACUGGUGCAACGCGGGCUGGCUGCUCGAGGGCUCCGUGCGCUACCCGGUGCUCACGGCGCGCGCCCCGUGCGGCGGCCCGGGGCGGCCGGGGAUCCGCAGCUACGGGCCCCGCGACCGGAAGCGCGACCGCUAUGAUGCCUUCUGCUUCACUUCGAUGACCGCAGGCCACGUGUUCUUCGUGCCCGGGCGGCUGACGCUGUCUGAAGCGCAUGCGGCGUGCCGGCGGCGCGGGGCCACCGUGGCCAAGGUCGGGCACCUCUACGCCGCCUGGAAGUUCUCGGGGCUGGACCAGUGCGACGGCGGCUGGCUGGCGGACGGCAGCGUGCGCUUCCCCAUCACGUCGCCGCGGCCGCGCUGCGGGGGCCUCCCCGACCCGGGCGUGCGCAGCUUCGGCUUCCCGCGAGCCCAGCAGGCGGCCUUCGGGACCUACUGCUACUCGGACCCAGUAACCUGAGGACUUUGGGCGUCGAGGCGUCAGGCGGGGGUGUCUCCGGCCCAGCCGGCCGACCUUGCGCCUAGGGAGACGGUCAGAGGUGGGGCUCCUGCCUUGGGGGGCGAGCCUGCCGGACGGUGGGGAUUGCGGGGAGGGGACCCCACAGGCGGAGGGGAGACUGCAGGCACCGCGGGCGGCCCCGCCCCGGGUGGACGCGGGAGAACGCGGGUGCUAUUGCGCCGGGCUCCACGCGGGGGCGCCACGCACCCACCUGAGACUGCGGUUCCUGUCACCCGGAGCGAGCGCUGGACACCCGCAGGCUUACCCGCGGGGCACGACAGAACCAACAAAGAUGGGCCUAAACACACUUCAGAGUGUGUUUGUAUCCUGCCAGUCUCCUGUCCUGUAUAGGAAACUCAAACCCCUGUUCAGCUGACAGCACACUGGCCCUGCGCAAGGAGGAGGCGGCCAGCCCGGCCACCGAGCCCACCGCGGGGCUGGCACCUGACCUGCGCUCGCCAGCCCCUAGGCGAAAGGGGGACGGGACGGGGCGCAUGAACAUCUGGCUAAAGGAAACAGUCCAGUAACUCAAGAGACAAGCUCAAAUGUCAUUAGUUCGUUUUCCUUUACUAUAUAUAUUAUUUUAACUAAUUAAUUAGUUUGUUCAUUUCACUGUUCAAGCAAUGUAACUGCUUCACAACAAGCCUGGGCUAGUGAAUGAUCACUGGAGCAAAGGGCACGAACUUUCUAGGGGUGCUUGAUACCUGUCGUGACAUUGCUCUCCACGAGGGUUCUUGCGGUAAUUACUAUAGAGAAUUCAUCCGUGGGGUCGUAUGGAAAGGAACCAACAGCAUCUUCAGGAACUCCCACACCACCAAUGGAGUCGUGUGGGAGCUGCUAAGCUCGGCUUUCCUCUCCUUGGCUGUAGGAUGAGAGUAUCUGCCUCCGGAGUUUGCCCGGAGGGGUAACGGAGACGAGUGUGCGGGGUGCCACUGCCCGGCGCACGAUAGAGGCGCUGGGUGAAUGGUACCUGUAAUAACGGAUGAUUAUUAUGAUAACACUAAUGGAAACAGAACGUCGACAAUAAUGAUUAUCCGAAUUCUUCCCAGGUAGCCCUGUGGGAUUGGUUGCCGUGCGGCGCUGUGUACAUCAGGAUACGCUCAGCCGUGCUGGGGUGACGGACAGCCUCCAAACAGCAGUGGCUUAAAACAAGAUUAUUUCUGCCUUACGCUACCU